AUGUUCAUGGAAUGGGAAUUAUCGACGGCUCAAAAGGCGUUUAUAAGCUUAGGGAAUCAUCCAAGAUAUAUAGGAGUAUCUGCUUUGUUUAUUUUGUUAUUUUAUUAUCUUCAUGCUUCUUUUGGACGCGUUGUGUAUUUUACACUAGGCAUUUUUGUUGGCGUUGGUGUCCUGGGGUUGAUCCAAGAAGAUGGAAAUAUUGUCUUGAACAUCAAACAUCCGAAGGUAGAGGGUCCGGCUCAUUAUGUCCCUCAAAGAUUUCCUCAGCACAAACUCCCAAAGGAGUUGGAAGACCCCCUUCUUCUUCUCAUAACGAAACUUACACAUCAUUACAUACACGGUUGGUAUGCACAAGUGAGUAGUGAUAAGGCGUUUGUUUCAGAGGUAGAGAACACCAUUGGGUAUAUCAUGAGAAACUUUUAUUCUUACUUGCGCGCUCAAGAUUCCUCCUACCUGAUUUUUGAGAUGUUAAAAAACGUUUUGAAUACGAUUACGUUUUUGCUUUCCGACUUGAAUAUUUUUUUGAGCAAAAAAAUACCCAUUACGGAAUUUGCUGUUCGUUAUCCCAACUCGGCGGUCGCAAAAAUGCUAGACAAAGCAGCAAACGAACAAGCGUUACGCUCUCAGGCUUCUGCAAUGGUAACAAAGUUCUGCAAACCAGAAGACGCCGCAUGUCUUCCUUUACAUGUUCUAUUGCGGGAAGUUCUCGCUAUGCAAGUUUUUAAAAAAAUCACAACGCAUUGUGCUAAGCCAGUGUUUGUCAAUCGUUGUAUCAUCCUUUUCUUUUCUCCUUCAAAGGAAAAGGAGGAAUGCUUAGGCAGGAAUACGUACAUAAAUCGAUGCCUAUUAAACCAAACACUCAAAGACUCAUCCCCCUUGUCAACCUUACCUAUGGGUGGCAAUCUUCAAACGUCUAGCUCAUAUAAUAGUGCUCUCUUUGAAGCAGAAAUCCAUAUUCAAUAUCGCUCGCUUGAGGCUAAAGAUGUUGUUUUUCCGAUAAAAGAUAAAAAGAAUCUAAAAUUUGUUAUAACGGUACAUCCUUUGCAUUCGGAUAUCCCUCCUUGGAUUAUCUAUCGAACUUAUACUGAUUUCAAAACUCUGUAUAAAGAUUUAAGAAAAGAAUAUCAGCAUGCAGUUGGAAACCCGUUAACGUUUCCUGGAUGGAGAAGCCGAACAUUUAACCAUUUCCAGCAGGAUUUAUCGGUAUUUUUGAAUGGAAUAGUUCAAAAUCCAAAGUUAUCCAAUGAUGCUGUUGUCCGGAAGUUUUUUUGUAAGUCUUUGACUUUUCAACCUUUACCCGAUGAUGUGGUUGAUGGGAUGGAAAAGCAUAGCAAUUCUUCUUUAUCUUCUGUUUCAAAUAAGCUUAUAGAAGUCACAAAGAUUGUAAGCGGAAAAUCUGCGCAUUCAAAAAAUUCGGAAGACUCCUCGAAUACGGAAACUAGUUGGAAUACCAAAUUCGAGAAAAGUAUGCUGGAGGAUACUGACUUGACCAAUAUGCCGUCUAAUGAUCUGUCAUCUAUGGAAAAUGAUAGUCAAUCAUUUGAAAAUAAAAAUGAAGGAAAAAAUGAUUCCAGUUAUUCUUCUGAAAGCAAUCCAUAUAAGGAUGACCCUUCUGCGUUUUGUAUUCAAGAGGAAACUUUAAAAGAAAUUAUUGAUAGUGGUUUUGCUCUUUUUGGUGAGCUUUCUUGCUUAAAUCCUAAAUCUUGGUUUCUUCGACGGACCACUUUAUCUGUAAUGAAGUCAUUACUUGUGUAUGGACCCGUAGACUUUUCUGGGAUAGUGGAAAAGAUGUUGAAAGAUCACGUUUUUGCAAAGCUAUCAAAUCCGCAGCUGCUUGGUGACUUUUUUACUUCGUUAAUUCUCAAUAUAUGGCCUGAAGAAAAAGAAAAAGUACAGGAACAUUUGAGAAAUUUAAGCCGAGAAAGUGCCUCUGAUGAUCAGAAAGGUGCAAGCUGGAAUCCUACUUCAGAAAAUAGAGAUGACGAUGACUUAUAUUUGGAGGAAGCUUUAAAGAACAGUUUAUUUCAUAGCCAUUCAGAAUUUGCAGUACAUCAAGAAAGUGACGAACAGAUGCGGGUUCAAGCCCAAGAACUAUUUCUUAAGAAUGAAUAUGCUGACAAUGCUUCAUUUUUAGGACCCUUCACAUCGGAAGAUAGCCUACGAGUUUUGUUUGACUUGCUUCAAGAAUCUGAUUUAGUUGAGGGAUUUUUGGCACAUGUUCUCAGUAAUGCGCUUCAUAGCAUUAUUUAG
Molecule: messenger RNA, 2250 nt
Organism: Schizosaccharomyces osmophilus
Lineage: Eukaryota; Fungi; Ascomycota; Schizosaccharomycetes; Schizosaccharomycetales; Schizosaccharomycetaceae
Gene: mug122
Product: PX/PXA domain protein
Exons: 1
Coding region: 1-2250 (749 amino acids)
Cellular component (GO): intracellular membrane-bounded organelle
Molecular function (GO): phosphatidylinositol binding
Source: RefSeq, a predicted model, not a curated record